Molecule: messenger RNA, 1879 nt
Organism: Coregonus clupeaformis (lake whitefish)
Lineage: Eukaryota; Metazoa; Chordata; Actinopteri; Salmoniformes; Salmonidae
Product: melanocortin-2 receptor accessory protein 2A-like
Exons: 3
Coding region: 351-1115 (254 amino acids)
Biological process (GO): regulation of adenylate cyclase-activating G protein-coupled receptor signaling pathway; protein localization to plasma membrane
Cellular component (GO): plasma membrane; endoplasmic reticulum
Molecular function (GO): type 1 melanocortin receptor binding; signaling receptor regulator activity; type 3 melanocortin receptor binding
Source: RefSeq, a predicted model, not a curated record
CCAGAGAGGGAGAGCGCGCGGUGUAAGAACACGACGGAAGCACAUAGCUGCGUGUGGUGAAGUUUAGUAUACCUCAUAUAAUAACUAUGUUAUGCUUUUAUUAAACGGAGAAUCAAUUUCAGAAAUCCUCGCCUACUUCGCUAUAUAUAUAUUUAAUUUUUUUAGAUGUGAGGGAAUAAACCUGUCUCACUGCGCACGCACCGCACCAACAUUGUCCGGUGUCGAAUGACUGAAGCUUGCGAAUCUACUGAUGACCACUACUCGAAAUUGUUUGGCACAUUACGGUGUGGCAUUUAGCGUUAGCCUUUUUGGUUGUUUUUCAUCUCCUGCGCUCUUGGAUCUUUUUGGAGAUGUCCGAGUUUAACCAAUCAAAUAUAUCAGGCGGAAACGCUCCGGACCCGGACUACAAGUGGACAUAUGAAUAUUACGACGAUGAGGAGCCUGUUUCGUUCGAGGGACUCAAAGCGCACCGAUACUCUAUUGUGAUAGGCUUCUGGGUGGGCCUGGCUGUCUUUGUCAUCUUCAUGUUCUUUGUCCUGACGCUGCUCACCAAGACAGGAGCUCCACAUCCCGAAGGAGCUGAGCCCCGUAACAAGCGUGUUCAUCUGACCAGCUGUGUGGAGGACCUCUGCCCCCCUGCAGACCCUGUCAACCGGCCCUGCCUCCAUCGCCCCCUACUGGACUCCUCUCUCAGCCGCUCCCUCUUCCACUGCUACAUCAAUGAGGAACAGGCCCAGGCCCAGGGGGGGUCUAGGCCUAGAGCUGGGGCAGGAGCUGUGGGAGCACCCAGAGGAGGGCUGGUCCAGGGGCCGGGGCAAGGCAGGUCAGGCAGCCCAGAGGAGGAGGAGGAGGGGGUGGUGGUGGGGAUAGGAGUAGGGGUAGGUGUCAGCCUUGCCCUGCAAGGGGCUGCCAUGCUGGGGGGGAACCGGACUGACCACAGAGAGGCAAUGUUCCUGUCCCACUUCAACAUCCCUAACGUUGUGAACUCCGAGCACAGCUCCGCCCUGGGGGAGAACGAUCUGCUGCUGGGGGAGCCGCCAAUCAUCAUGGAGGGGGAGUGUCGUUCCCAUGGGGCCCAUCACACGAUUGACUGGGGGAACCGCCAAUCAUCCUAGAGGGGGAGUGUCAUCGGCCACGCAGCGCCCUUCACAAGAUGGACUGUCCUGCCCAUCACACAAUAGACUAUGGUCCAGCUUACUUCUCACACCACCUCCGUUAGGACAUUAUGGAUAAUUAUGAGGACAUCACAGGACUCACCAGCCUUAUAUAGAGAGAGUUGUGUCAACCAAAUUUAUGGAGGUUCAAAUAGGUUCUAAUCUAACAUUCUGUGUUGUGCCGGUCAUGUACAGUGCAAGCUCUCCAAAUUAGGCUGUGGUUCCAGCUUCUCACACCACCUCUGUUAGGACAUUAUGGAUUAUUAUGGAUCCUCUUACUGUAACUGUACAUCCUGCCCUUUUCAUUCUGUUCAGAUUUGGUUCAGGCUAAAAUAGUCCAAAUAUAAUCAUUUAAAUGUACAUAUGUGAGAUGAGCUACUUUUCUAAUCUUUAUGUCAACGAAGUUGCCUACGCAGAGCCAGAACUUGUGACGUCACAUCAACGCUAAACUGGAAGUCCAGCUUCAAGUUGAUUAGAAUGUAUAGUGGUGGAGGCCUUGUGGGAUGGAGACAAGAAGAGGUAAGGACAAUUUGAUGCAAUAACCAAAAUGCACCAGAAAGGCAAGACUCUUCUAUUGGGUUUUCAAUUCAACAGCAGUCUAAAUGUUGUCCUUGUUCAGUACUAAUCGUAGCACACCUGUUCAUCACUCUAAACUGUUAUAUACAGUUGAAGUCGGAAGUUUACAUACACCUUAGCCCAAUACAUUUAAACUCAGUUUUUCACAA